This is a messenger RNA of Telopea speciosissima, 377 nucleotides long. RefSeq names its product monothiol glutaredoxin-S9-like. The record is from RefSeq and is a predicted model, not a curated record. The transcript has a single exon. NCBI's taxonomy places the organism in Eukaryota, Viridiplantae, Streptophyta, Magnoliopsida, Proteales, Proteaceae. Bases 45 to 350 code for a protein of 101 amino acids.
UCAAAGAAGUAUUAGAAAUUAAGGAGCUUCUUUGUUGAGUCAAGAUGGAGAAGGUGAUGAGAUUGGCUUCAGAGAAAGGAGUGGUGAUGUUUAGUAAGAGCAGUUGUUGCAUGUGUUAUGCUGUUAAGAUUCUAUUCCAUGAACUUGGGGUGAGUCCUAUGGUUCAUGAGCUCGAUCAAGACCCCGAAGGAAGGGAAAUGGAGAGGGCACUCAUGAGGAUGGGUUGUAGCACGCCUAUACCAGUUGUGUUCAUUGCUGGUGAGUUGGUGGGAUCAACAAAUGAAGUUAUGUCACGUCACCUCAGUGGCACUCUUGUUCCAUUGAUCAAACCAUAUCAAGCUAUGUCUUAAAUGUUACGUUGCUCUGAUACCAUAUUA